Cetraspora pellucida is the source of this 552-nucleotide messenger RNA. The record is from the annotation of a GenBank genome assembly. Lineage: Eukaryota; Fungi; Glomeromycota; Glomeromycetes; Diversisporales; Gigasporaceae.
AUGAAUGAAACAUUUGAGCUUUCUAUCGAAGACUUUGAUAAGCAGUGGAUUCUUGUCAAUAAUAUUUGGACAAGAUUUAAUGAAUACAAAUUAGACAAUGGUGAUGAGCAUAAAACUUUCAUUUGUAGACUUUCAAAGCCUAAAGAAUCAAGCAGAAGAAAGGAAAACAUUCCUUCUGAAAAACUUUGUGCUAAAAUUAGGAUAACAUGGUUAGCAACUUCAAAUAUGAUUAGAAUUGAGAGGGUGAGUGGUACUCCUGAUUAUAGCUACUCAAUGGAAGAAACCGAUAUGCGUAAAUGGUCAAAAUUUAUUAAAGAUAUGGAUUCAGGUGUGGAAUAUUUGAAAACUAAAGAGGUUGCUAAUAUCAAACAAAAGCUCGUUGGUCCGAUGAAUUCGCAUCUUGUUGAAGGUGCAGAUUUACAAUCUGAUAUUUUAACUGCUUUAAAAAUUAUUCGAACCUUUGCUCCACGUUGGAAUCCACGAUACAUGCUCCUUGAUCAAAGCAGUGUAGAGUCCAACAGUAUUGCAUUAACUUUUUCAGGCCUUUUUGUA